GGAACAACCUCGGCUCUUCACUUCCUAGUGUGGCGUCGGACUCUCUCCGUUCAACACAUGCAGUCCGGGCCCGGAGGUAGAAAGAUCCAAUCUGUCCGCUGCUCUCACUGCGGGAUUACAGGAGAGGUGGCGCGAUUUGGGGGAAUUGAAAAGUUUGGAUUAUGUUAAGUUUUUCACCGCGUCACAGGACGGAGAGGCUUUGAUUCGCUUUUUCCUUCACCUGGAAGCAUAAAGUCUGCGCUGCGGCCGCACACCGGGCCUACCUGUGCGGUCUUGUCCGCACCUCAAGGAGGGGAGGGCGCGACGCCAGUAGGCAUACCUUUUGCCUUAUAAGUUUCUCUCUCUCUCUCUUCCUUCCUUCCUUUCUUUUUACUCUGCUGCACCCCAUUUCUCUCUCUCUCUCUCCCUCCUCGCUCUUCACAAGCCGGCGGAUAAGGGAUCUAAACGCCGAAAUGUCGACAAACGAAAGGGCAACCCGAGCUCUUAAAGAGAUUCUGCAAAAGCCGGGAAAUGACGUCUGCGCAGACUGCGGCGCGCUGGGUAGGUGGAAGAAAAUCAGCGUUGCCUGUUCCAAUCCGGGUUGGGGCUCCUGCUCCCUUGGUGUGUUCAUCUGUCUGGACUGCUCUGGAAUCCAUCGCAACAUCCCCGAAAUCUCCAAAGUCAAGUCCCUGAGACUGUCCCACUGGGAGGACCAGGAGGUUCAGUUCAUGGCUGAAAAUGGAAAUGAGCUAAUGAAGGCAAAAUAUGAGGCGGAUGUUCCUGUCUACUACUACAAACCAACCCACAAGGACUGUCAGGUGCUGAGAGAGCAGUGGAUCAGAGCGAAGUACGAGAGGAAAGAGUUCUCGAAACCUGGGAAGAGCUUGACGUACGAAUCAGAAACGAGAGAGGGCACAUUGAUGAAAAGGGGGCGGGACAACGGGCAGUUUCUGAACAGGCGAUUCGUCCUUUCUGAACGAGAGGGCAAUCUGAAGUACUACACCAAAUAUGAUGCUAAGGAGCCCAAAGCAGUGAUUAAGGUGGACACCAUCAAUGCGACGUUCCAGCCAGAAAAGAUCGGAAAUCCCAACGGCCUGCAGAUCACCUACCUUAAAGACUACAGCACCCGGAAUAUCUUUGUGUAUCAUGACAGUGGCAAGGAAAUUGUUGACUGGUUUAAUUCAAUCCGUGCCGUUCAGCUUCAGUAUCUAAGAGUGGCCUUUCCCGGCGCAACUGAUGCCGAGCUCGUACCCAAACUUACUCGAAACUUUGUCAAAGAAGGAUACAUGGAAAAAACCGGCCCCAGGCAAACCGAAGGCUUCAAGAAGCGCUGGUUCACACUGGAUCAGAGACGGCUGAUGUACUUCAAAGAUCCACUGGAUGCCUUCGCUAAAGGUGAGGUAUUCCUGGGGAACAAUGACAACCAUUACAGUGCUUCUGCCGGCUUACCACCUGGGACCCACUGCAACGGCGCUUGGCAAUAUGGCAUCACUAUAGAAACACCUGACCGCUCCUUCCUGUUUACGUGCGAGACGGAGAGUGACCAACUGGAUUGGCUGAAGCACUUCAAGAAUGUCAUGAACACUCAGAUGUCCCCUCAGGAUUACACAAUGGAGGCCCUGUUAAAGCACCGACACUGACAGACCAGAGGCCGUUUCUCCCCUCAACACCCACCAUCAGUCUGACGGGCCCAACACCGACCCUGCUACUCACAAGCUGGCGCACGUCACAUUAUCCCAAAAAUGUGGACUUCUGGAGUAAAAGUGAGAACAAAUGUACCAAAGCAUUGUCUGAUAGGGUUAACUGUGCUUUAAUUUUGAUACCACUUUUUUAUUUUUUUUGACCCGUGUAUCAUGAAAGCUUUUUACCGUAGAACAAAGUUAGUUACGUGUCCCGAGUCAGUCACAAGGACAUGUUUUCUAUCUUUAUUACUUGUGGCUUAUGGCUAAUGGUGUAUAAUAAUAAUAAUAAUAAUAAUAAUAAUAACAUGCAACAAUAAACUGUUGUGUGAAAUGUUGACACUAGUAAUUAAUUGAAUCCAUAUAAGUAUAUUCUAUCUAUCUCUCUCUAUCCAUCUGUCUAUCUAGCUACAAAGCACGCUAGUUAUUUUUGUAGCUAACUAGCUACAAAACUAGCUAUUCUUUUAGCUAGCUAGCUGACUAUUUUUGUAGCUAGCUAGCUAUUUUUUUUGGCUAAAUAGAUAUUUUUCUAACUAGCUAGCUUAAAUUAUGUGAUGGUAAAAGAUGCUUUUUUCCUAUUGUGUUGGCUAUUUCUGCCCAAGUGUUUAUGUUUUGAAUUUGUAAUUUCUUUUUUACUGCUAGUAAAGUUUUAGGUAUUUGCACGGUUAUGGGAAACACUAUGGUCAAAGCUUUAUGGAUACCCAAAUGUUGGAGCUUUUUUUUUUUAGCUGCUGUGGUUACAAGGCUUGGUAUUCUGUACAGUAAAUUACAAAAAAAGAUUUCUUUUUUGCAAUGUUCCUAUGGGUCGAAAUGUUGUCAUUUAUUAGAGAA
Xiphophorus hellerii (green swordtail) is the source of this 2489-nucleotide messenger RNA. Its product is annotated as arf-GAP with dual PH domain-containing protein 1. Gene Ontology annotation, cellular component: plasma membrane; cytoplasm; intracellular membrane-bounded organelle. Bases 453 to 1619 code for a protein of 388 amino acids. The record is from RefSeq and is a predicted model, not a curated record. Gene Ontology annotation, molecular function: GTPase activator activity; phosphatidylinositol-3,4,5-trisphosphate binding; phosphatidylinositol bisphosphate binding. Gene Ontology annotation, biological process: positive regulation of GTPase activity. NCBI's taxonomy places the organism in Eukaryota, Metazoa, Chordata, Actinopteri, Cyprinodontiformes, Poeciliidae. The transcript has 11 exons.